This is a messenger RNA of Budorcas taxicolor (takin), 1770 nucleotides long. RefSeq names its product solute carrier family 17 member 8 (gene SLC17A8). Gene Ontology annotation, molecular function: L-glutamate transmembrane transporter activity; neurotransmitter transmembrane transporter activity. Gene Ontology annotation, cellular component: synaptic vesicle membrane; excitatory synapse. Lineage: Eukaryota; Metazoa; Chordata; Mammalia; Artiodactyla; Bovidae. The record is from RefSeq and is a predicted model, not a curated record. The transcript is spliced from 12 exons. Bases 1 to 1770 code for a protein of 589 amino acids. Gene Ontology annotation, biological process: regulation of synapse structure or activity; synaptic transmission, glutamatergic; neurotransmitter loading into synaptic vesicle.
AUGCCUUUUAAAGCAUUCGAUACCUUCAAAGAAAAAAUUUUGAAACCUGGAAAAGAGGGAGUGAAGAACGCUGUGGGAGAUUCGUUGGGGAUUUUACAAAGGAAAAUUGACGGGACCAAUGAGGAAGAAGGUAACAUUGAGCUGAAUGAAGAAGGGAGGCCAGUGCAGACGUCCAGGCAGAGGCCCCCACUCUGUGACUGCCACUGCUGUGGGGUCCCUAAGCGCUACAUCAUUGCUGUCAUGAGUGGGCUGGGGUUCUGCAUUUCCUUUGGGAUUCGGUGCAAUCUUGGAGUUGCCAUUGUGGAAAUGGUCAAUAACAGUACUGUAUAUGUUGAUGGAAAACCGGAAAUUCAGACAGCACAAUUUAACUGGGAUCCAGAGACAGUGGGCCUUAUCCAUGGAUCUUUUUUCUGGGGUUAUAUUGUGACACAAAUUCCAGGUGGUUUCAUUUCAAAUAAAUUUGCUGCGAACAGGGUCUUUGGGGCUGCCAUCUUCUUAACAUCGACCUUGAACAUGUUGAUACCAUCUGCAGCCAGAGCGCAUUACGGCUGCGUUAUGUGUGUCAGGAUUUUGCAAGGUUUAGUGGAGGGUGUGACAUACCCAGCGUGUCACGGGAUGUGGAGUAAGUGGGCACCACCUUUGGAGAGAAGCAGACUGGCUACAACCUCCUUCUGUGGUUCCUAUGCAGGAGCAGUGAUUGCCAUGCCGCUGGCUGGGGUGUUGGUCCAGUACAUUGGAUGGGCCUCUGUCUUUUAUAUUUAUGGUAUCUUGGGGAUUAUUUGGUACAUGUUUUGGCUGUUGCAAGCCUAUGAGUGUCCAGCAGCUCACCCAACAAUAUCCCAGGAGGAGAGGACCUAUAUAGAGACAAGUAUAGGAGAAGGAGCCAACUUGGUUAGUCUCAGUAAAUUUAAUACACCAUGGAAAAGAUUUUUCACGUCAUUGCCAGUGUAUGCAAUCAUUGUGGCCAAUUUUUGCAGAAGCUGGACAUUUUAUUUGCUGUUAAUAAGUCAGCCUGCUUACUUUGAAGAGGUCUUUGGAUUUGCAAUAAGUAAGGUGGGUCUCUUGUCAGCAGUCCCGCACAUGGUUAUGACGAUCAUUGUGCCUAUUGGAGGACAAUUGGCUGAUUAUUUAAGAAGCAGAAAAAUUUUGACCACAACUGCUGUCAGAAAAAUCAUGAACUGUGGAGGUUUUGGCAUGGAGGCAACCUUGCUCCUUGUGGUUGGCUUUUCCCAUACCAAAGGGAUGGCUAUCUCCUUUCUGGUGCUUGCUGUAGGAUUUAGUGGUUUUGCUAUUUCAGGUUUCAAUGUCAACCACUUGGAUAUUGCCCCUCGCUAUGCCAGCAUUCUCAUGGGAAUCUCAAAUGGAGUGGGAACCCUCUCUGGAAUGGUCUGUCCCCUUAUUGUGGGUGCAAUGACCAAGCACAAGACCCGUGAGGAGUGGCAGAAUGUGUUCCUCAUAGCUGCCUUGGUGCACUACAGUGGCGUCAUCUUCUACGGGGUCUUUGCUUCUGGGGAGAAACAGGAGUGGGCAGAUCCCGAAAACCUUUCUGAGGAGAAGUGUGGAAUCAUUGACCAGGAUGAAUUAGCUGAGGAGACAGAACUCAACCAUGAGAGUUUUGCAAGUCCCAGAAAGAAGAUGUCAUAUGGAGCCACCACCCAGAAUUGUGAAGUCCAGAGAAAGGAAUGGAGAGGACAGAGAGGGGUGACCCUCAACGAGGAAGAGCUGACAUCCUACCAGAAUGAAGGGGAAAACUUCUCAGAUGCAUCCUAA